AGGGUCAGUCAGGUUAGUUUGUUUGGUUUGUCCGUUUGGAAUUUGGUUUGUAACCUGUACUCUCCUCAAAUUAGUGAAAUUUGUCCCCCCUGCCCGUGGAUUAGCUAGCACACAUUGUGUUAGUGAACCACAUUAAAUUUGUGUUCGUUCGUGUUGGUUUGGAUUAUCGAUUGCACGCUUCUAUUCUGACAAGUGGUAUCAGAGCCUGGUUGCGGUUUUGGGAAUUUGGUGCUGGACUGAAGUUUUGCUUUGUGGAGUUUGGUUGGAGUUUGUUUGAUAGUAAGAAUGACUGCUAUCAGUAUGAAGAUUGAGAAGUUUACCGGAAGAAACAGUUUCAGUUUAUGGCAGAUCAAGAUGCAAGCACUGUUGAAACAACAGGGUUUGUGGGCUCCAUUGUCUGGAAAAUCGAAGAAGGAAAGUAUAGAUGAAGAAGAGUGGAGUACUUUGGAAGAGAAAGCUCACUCUACAAUCUUGCUUUGUUUGGCUGAUGACAUCAUCAGUGAGAUUGCUGCUGAGAAGACUGUCGCGGGUUUGUGGUUGAAGCUUGAAAGUCUAUACAUGACAAAGUCUUUAACCAACAAGUUGCAUAUGAAGCAACGUUUGUUCAGUUUGCGUAUGGAGGAAGGUACGCCUCUCAGGAAUCAUCUAGAUCAUCUCAAUACCAUCUUGCUAGAUCUGCGGAAUAUUGAUGUUAAAAUAGAUGAUGAGGAUGCUGCCUUAAUUCUGUUAGUAUCUUUGCCACAGUCAUAUGAGAAUUUUGUGGAUUCUUUUAUUGCUGGGAAAGAUAGUUUGUCUUUGGAAGAUGUCAGAUCUGCUCUACAUACUAGAGAGGUUCUAGAUAAGGCAUCUGGUUCAGGUUCGGAAAAUCAGGCAUCUGGGUUGGCUGCUACUAGUAGUAGGAGACAACAAUCUGGUAAUAGGAAGGCGAAUACAAAUUCGAAUUCUGCUGGUUUGAAGGAUGAUAUCUGUCAUUACUGCAAGGAGAAAGGACAUUGGAAAUUUGAUUGUCCUAAACUGAAGAAAUAUCAGGAGAAGAAGGAAUCAUCUGCUGUUGUGGCGGAAGAAACUAACUCUGAUUCUGAAGAUGGUUUAGCCUUAGCAGUGAAUGAAUAGUAACAUCAUCAGGAUGUGUGGUACUUAGAUACUGCAGCUGAUUAUCAUAUGUGUCCAAGCAGGGAGUGUUUUUCAACUUAUGAGCAGAUAGAUGGAGGACAUGUUUCUAUGGCCAAUGGUGCUGUCUGUAAGAUUGUUGGAAGAGGCUCCGUCAGGAUGAGGACACAUGAUGGUUGUAACACCCUACCCUAUACGUUUUGCCUAAUCAUAUUGUUCAUACAAUUGCAGCGGAAUUAAUCUCGGGUGUUACAUUAAUUAUCAAAAUUUACCUAAAUAAAAUUUCGACAUGAAUUACUCGUGUAAUGGGCUAACAGUUCUUGCAACUUAUCCUGCAAAAUAAUUCAUCACAAACAUAUAUACUCACAACCAUAUGCAUUGGCUUUCAUAGCCAUAGGCACAGUUUCAUACUACACAACUGCAUACCGUACUAAUACAAGCCAUAAUCGUCAUAACUUACACAAUUACAAAAAUAUACACAUAUCAUCAACUUUCCACACCUGUGGAUAUCUCACACUACAUCAGAAGCUAGUAUGCACAUGAAAAACGUUCUCAAAACAUUUUUACAAAAAGGUGUGGAUCACUGGCCAAAAUCCCGAGUAGUAGUAGUCCAAGCACAGAAUAGUUGAAGACCAUACCUCAUCCUGGCUUCAACUCUAGCUCCUCUCCCACCUAACACUUAUCUACUGUUGUUGCUGAUGAUCUGCUUACACAUAGCAUAAGCAGAGAAGAAGAAUAAAAGAGGGUCAGCUCAUAGCUGAGUGAGAUAAUCAUAGCAUCGUGAGUUCAUAACAGAGCAUACCCCUAUCAUACAUCUAACAAUCAAGCCAAAACACUAGGAUCGGACCUCAGCCAUCCUCAUAUCCCAAUAGGCAAAAGACUCAACCACUUUGACUUAUGCAUAUGCAUCUUAUCAUGUUUUAAUCAUAGGCGCCUGGCUACUCCCAUGCUAAUAACUCUCCCGGGAAACAUACCCCACAUCCCGUCGGAUGUAGUCAUAAAUACCCCAACAUCCCGUCGGAUGUGGUCAUACAUACCCCACACCACUAUGGGUGUGGUCAUAUCUCGUAAGAAUUCUUCAGUCACCACAACAUGAGAGGUGUGACUAUCAUAUAUAUCAUAAUAGAGUAAUAGCAUAGGGAGCCCUAAUUACUAUGUAGUUGACCGUGAGACCACAACCCUCAUAUUUGGUAUCCUUAUACAUGAUUCAUAUCUCAUCUUGCUUAAUCAUAAUUCAUUACUUACACAUGUACUUGACUUGGCCAUAAUUGGCUCAACAUAGGUAAAUCAGGAGUCGUAUAAUUGCACUUCCUCGGGAUAAACCCUCGUGCAAGUCAUCAUCCUUAAACAUCAUAAUAUUAUCAGGGAAUAUAUAUUUUCCCAUUUGUGCAUCCAAAUACAACAAUCAUGAAAAAUCAUACCCAAUCACCUUUUCGAACCCUCGUAAAGCAUAUUAACAGUCAAGCCCACAAUUUGCAACCUAUACACAAUCAUCAGCAUAAACAAGGUUCAUAUUGAUUAGGGCAAGUCAAUAAUAUCAUACAACAAUCCAGGGUUCAACAUAUAGCACAAAAGUUCAUACACCCCUAAUCAUGCCAUUCUAGUUCACCUAGGUCAAUUCUAAGCAUCAAUAUAAUAAUCGUGAUACGAUAAAUCCGGUAUGCCGUGCUAAUGCCUCACCAGUUCUGGUCGUUCAAACACCGGUUCUAGCCUCCCGUACUAAAACGUCAAUUUCCCAAACGAACCCCGUAUUAAAAUCCGAGACCUUCCUAAUAUCCCCUGCAGUAUCCCCGUCAAUAUUAGUUCUGGGCUCCGGGUCAAAUUCUCGAUAAAAACACAUCAAACCCUGGCCGGAGCUAAAUUCAGCGGUUUGGACCCCGGCCUAAAUAAUAGCCGAAAUUCAGG
Messenger RNA from Linum trigynum, 3015 nucleotides. NCBI's taxonomy places the organism in Eukaryota, Viridiplantae, Streptophyta, Magnoliopsida, Malpighiales, Linaceae. The record is from the annotation of a GenBank genome assembly.